Molecule: messenger RNA, 1179 nt
Organism: Cladophialophora carrionii CBS 160.54
Lineage: Eukaryota; Fungi; Ascomycota; Eurotiomycetes; Chaetothyriales; Herpotrichiellaceae
Product: di-trans,poly-cis-decaprenylcistransferase
Exons: 1
Coding region: 1-1179 (392 amino acids)
Cellular component (GO): dehydrodolichyl diphosphate synthase complex; endoplasmic reticulum; lipid droplet
Molecular function (GO): ditrans,polycis-polyprenyl diphosphate synthase [(2E,6E)-farnesyl diphosphate specific] activity
Source: RefSeq, a predicted model, not a curated record
AUGGCAUCUCGUUCCGCCCACAGACUCACCUCCUCCCUGCGGAAAUGGCUGCUCUCCUCGCCACCGGCCGAAUGGGCCCUCAACCAACUCCGCGAACUCCUCAUCGGGGCCUUGCGCCAGGGACCCGUCCCGAAACAUGUCGCCUUUGUCAUGGAUGGCAACCGUCGCUUUGCACGAAAUCACCGAAUCGAGACCGUCGAAGGACACAACUUGGGCUUUGAAGCCCUGGCCAAGAUUCUGGAGGUGUGCUACAAAUCCGGCGUCCACACCGUGACAAUCUACGCCUUCAGCAUUGAAAACUUCAAGCGCAGUAAAUACGAGGUGGACGCAUUGAUGGCCAUGGCCAAGAUCAAGCUGAAGCAAUUGGUUCAGCACGGGGACCUGCUCGACCGGUACGGCGCCCGCAUCCGCAUCCUGGGACAGAGGGAAUUGAUUAAACCGGAUGUGCUGGAGGCCGUGGACAAAGCGGUCGAAACGACGAGCCAUAAUCAAGGCAAAUGUGUCUUGAAUGUGUGUUUCCCUUACACCUCAAGAGAGGAGAUCACGACCGCGGUCAAGUGUGUGGUGGAGCAAUGGAGUCGGCCUCUCCCCGAGGAGCAUCCAGCCGGCCAGAAGGACAGACAGAGCCCCUUCCGCGAGGACCGAAUCGCCCAAGCCAUAAGGUCGGAACAGGUCUCCCAGCACUCGACCACGACGCACCUCUCGCCCCCCGGCUUCCGGUCCCCAUCGUCAAGCACGACCAGCUUAUCAUCAUACUCGCCCGAUCUGGCCUCAGACCACGACACCGAAUCUGUGUCGACUUCCACCACCCUCCACCAUGACGACGCACCGGCACCCUUCUCUCACACGUCCUCCACGAGCCAGAAACCGCGCUACCCUCCGCCCGACUCCAUCACCGCCGAAACAAUCACCUCCAACACGUACACCUCGUCCUGCCCGCCCAUCGAUCUCUUGAUCCGCACCUCCGGCGUGUCCAGACUGUCAGAUUUCAUGCUCUGGCAAUGCCACGAAGACACCGAGAUUGUCUUUCUCGACGUGCUGUGGCCGGAAUUCGAUCUCUGGAGUUUCCUCCCCGUCCUGUGGGAGUGGCAGUGGCGCAGGCGGCGCGAGCAGAAGAUGGAACACGAGAUGAAGACCACGCGGCCGGAUCCGGGGGCGGGUAAGGUGCAUGCUACCUGA